Messenger RNA from Fomitopsis serialis, 1251 nucleotides. Its product is annotated as Nitroreductase-like protein. The transcript is spliced from 3 exons. The record is from RefSeq and is a predicted model, not a curated record. Gene Ontology annotation, biological process: cellular response to oxidative stress. NCBI's taxonomy places the organism in Eukaryota, Fungi, Basidiomycota, Agaricomycetes, Polyporales, Fomitopsidaceae. The coding region runs from base 353 to 1075 and encodes 240 amino acids.
UGUCUUCCUGCUUGCCUCUUGCAGCCAAAAGCUCUCAGCAACAAGCACUCUGCGGUCGCCUUGGAUGACGAAUUUCUCUCAUUCGGGACACGCAUGCAUAUGUGCAUCAUCGGAUUUACGAACGCAAGAGCUGCGGUGGCAGAGGCGCACCUGGAGGGGUACAUUCUUCCCACGUCUGGAGGACCGCAUCGUCUGUGUUCCACGCCUGUCUGCAGCAUUCGUCCGUGUCUCUGUUUCUUCAGUCGGUCUCACUAAUCGCCCCUCGUUAUCGUCGAUCGUCUAGCCUCCCUAAUCCCCUUACGAUCGGGGGAUCUUAUAAGCCCACACCCGCACUUAUAAGGACGCCAUCAGCAUGUCGUCCGCCAGGACCUUCCGCACUGCAACUACCGUCUCCAGGAUCCUCGCAGCCCGACCCUCUAUCUCCGUCCGAACCACUCUCCCCCGCGCUCACACGCAGACUCGCACGAUGUCCUCCGCAACCACCUUCCUCGAGGCGAUCAAGAAGCGCCGCACCUACUACGCCCUCUCGAACAAGUCGACCAUCCCCGACGCGCGCAUUGAGGAGAUCGUGAAGGAGAUUGUCCUCCACGUCCCGUCGUCGUUCAACUCGCAGAGCUCGCGCGUAGUCGUCCUCUUCAAGGCCGAACACGAGAAGCUCUGGGACAUCACCAGCGAGGUGCUCAAGCCCAUCGUCCCCGAGCAGCAGUGGUCGACCACCGCGCAGAAGCUCGCCAGCUUCAAGGCCGGCUACGGCACCGUCCUCUUCUUCGAGGACCAGGUGCCCGUGCGCGAGCUCCAGAAGAACUUCCCGCUCUACCAGGAGUCCUUCCCCGUCUGGUCUGAGCACACCGCCGGUAUGAUCCAGUUCGCCACCUGGACUGCGCUCGAGCAGGAGGGUCUCGGUGCUUCCCUGCAGCACUACAACCCCCUCAUCGACCAGAAGGUCAAGUCGACCUGGAACAUCCCCGAGACGUGGAACCUCAUUGCCGAGCUGCCCUUCGGCGAGCCCGCCGCCCCUGCUGGCGAGAAGACCUUCAAGCCGAUUGAGGAGCGCGUGAAGGUGUACGGUGCAUGAGCUUGGAUGUUGUAGAGUAUGGACUGAGACGUAGACUUGAUGUAUCGUGUAGAUCUCCAAUGGUGACUCGCAGUAACUUAUGAUGUUGCGUUCUUGGACUGUGUGUCCCCCAAGCGAUAGAAUUGUCCCCUCACAACAGGCUUGAGCUAGAAUGGUCCCGCUGCUGUCUUGCAUCC